UCGUACACGACGAAGGAGAUAUUAAACAAUGGGCCGUUACUCACGUGAGCCAGAUAACGCCAGCAAGUCGUGCAAGGCGCGCGGUCCCAAUCUACGUGUUCAUUUCAAGAACACCCAUGAGACCGCACAGGCCAUCAAGCGCAUGCCACUGCGUCGUGCCCAGCGUUUCCUCAAGGCUGUUGUCGACCAGAAGGAGUGCGUUCCAUUCCGCCGUUUCAACGGUGGCGUUGGACGUUGCGCCCAGGCCAAACAGUGGAAGACGACACAGGGUCGCUGGCCAAAGAAAUCGGCUGAGUUCCUGUUGCAAUUGCUGCGCAAUGCCGAAGCGAAUGCUGACUACAGAGGACUCGAUGUCGAUCGUCUGGUCGUUGAUCACAUUCAGGUGAAUCGCGCUCAGUGCCUGCGUCGUCGCACAUAUCGUGCCCAUGGUCGCAUCAAUCCCUAUAUGUCGUCGCCAUGCCACGUCGAGGUCAUUCUGACCGAGAAGGAGGAGGUUGUCGCCAAGGCCGCCGAUGAUGAGCCCACAAAGAAGAAGCUCUCCAAGAAGAAGUUGCAGCGUCAAAAGGAGAAGAUGUUGCGUUCUGAAUAAAGAAAUGUGUGUCUGGAACGGGGGCAGGUGGCGGUAAUACAAUCGCCAGUCGCCGCCGCCCAUGCCGGUGUUAAACAAAACUGAAAAAAACAAA
Molecule: messenger RNA, 683 nt
Organism: Drosophila innubila
Lineage: Eukaryota; Metazoa; Arthropoda; Insecta; Diptera; Drosophilidae
Gene: RpL17
Product: 60S ribosomal protein L17
Exons: 3
Coding region: 29-589 (186 amino acids)
Biological process (GO): cytoplasmic translation
Cellular component (GO): cytosolic large ribosomal subunit; ribosome
Molecular function (GO): structural constituent of ribosome
Source: RefSeq, a predicted model, not a curated record